Messenger RNA from Daldinia childiae, 1854 nucleotides. RefSeq names its product Y+L amino acid transporter 2. The coding region runs from base 1 to 1854 and encodes 617 amino acids. NCBI's taxonomy places the organism in Eukaryota, Fungi, Ascomycota, Sordariomycetes, Xylariales, Hypoxylaceae. The transcript has 2 exons. The record is from RefSeq and is a predicted model, not a curated record. Gene Ontology annotation, cellular component: membrane. Gene Ontology annotation, molecular function: L-amino acid transmembrane transporter activity. Gene Ontology annotation, biological process: amino acid transmembrane transport.
AUGCCAGCUCAAUAUUCGUCCGCCCUUCACCCAGGCGCUCGAGACUCCCUCGAAUUAGCCUCGUUAGCAUCAUCCAGUCGCGGUCCCGAUACCUACUCGGACACAGACUCUAGAGCAUCAUUAUCCUCCUCGCGGAAACUUUCUCUCGAGCAAGACGACCCGUUAGAUUACAAUAAUCCCGCGAGUCGUUCCGAUUUAAGAUCCGGUCAUGGAAGAACGUAUUCGGUCAACUCCAACUUCGAUUACGCUGCGAAUCUCUUCCCGCUCUCCUCGUCUACCGCUCCUGGUUAUGCUCCCUUAGGCGCGCCCACCUCGGCCGCACAGCGCCAUGGUGGACUGGGCGGACCCUCGCUAGAAAAACACAAAACACUGACAUACUUGAACGGGUUGGGGUUGAUUGUAGGGUUAGUAAUUGGGUCAGGGAUCUUUUCGUCCCCUAGCCAGGUCAAUGUAAAUGUUGGCUCGCCUGGCGCAUCGCUAGUUGUAUGGGUGAUAUCGGGCGUCCUCGCCUGGACGGGCGCGGCGAGUUAUGCGGAAUUGGGGGGCGCCAUUCCUCUCAACGGAGGCGCGCAAGCUUAUUUAUCCAAGAUUAUGGGUGAAUUGGCUGGGUUUCUCUUCACAUGGGUAGCUGUCCUCGUUCUCAAGCCUGGUAGCGCCGCUAUAAUCGCAAUUAUCAUGGGCGAAUACCUUGUGCGCGCCGUGAUCGGAGCAGAAGCGGAAACAGUAAACCCUUGGAUCAACAAGAGUGUUGGCCUUGUCGGAUUGUUCGUCGUGACAUUCUUGAAUUGCAUAUCGACCAAGCUUGGAACCCGCGUAAACGACACGCUUAUGUUCCUAAAAUUCAUUGCUUUAAUAGGCGUUACUAUUUGUGGUAUCGUGGUGGCCCUUACUGGGUUUUCCUCUUCUGGCAAAGCCAAUGUGGAUUGGAAGAACCACGCGUGGUUCGAAGGUACGAGCACGGACGCGACCCAUUGGGCUGUUGCUUUAUAUGCCGGACUUUGGGCUUAUGACGGUUGGGAUAAUACGAACUAUGUAGUUGGCGAGUUUCGAAACCCCUCGAGGGAUCUCCCGCGUGUAAUUCACACGGCGAUGCCUCUUAUUAUUAUUUGCUAUCUCCUCGCCAACUUUUCAUAUUUUCUUGUCUUACCUCUAGAUGUCCUCAACUCUACUAAUACUGUUGCUGUUAUGUUCGGCAAUAAAGUAUUUGGCCCUGUCGGCGCACUUAUCUUUGCACUGAUUGUUAGCGCCUCUUGUUUUGGCGCUCUCAACUCAUCUACGUUUACUAGCAGCCGGCUUGUUUAUGCCGCUGCGAAGGAGGGUUAUGUCCCGGCUAUUAUUAGCCGUGUGGGUAUAGGUUCCCGGGAGCCUGGUAUGGCAACUACAAGGACAAGGAAUUGGUUUUCUAAACGACUACACAACAUGAUCGGCGAUGAAGAAACGGGGCUCUUCUUUACGCCGCUGUACGCAUUAGCGUUGAACGGCACUUUGACGGCUAUAUAUGUGAUCGUUGGUGAAUUUGGGGAACUCGUUACGUUUUAUGGGGUGGCAGGAUAUUCGUUCUAUUUCCUCACCGUUCUAGGACUGAUCAUCCUAAGAGUGAAGGAGCCGCAGCUAGAGCGGCCAUACAAGACGUGGAUUACGACUCCCAUAAUAUUCUGCUGUGUAAGCCUGUUCUUACUCAGCCGCGCGAUAUUUGCUCAGCCGUUGAAGACGCUCAUCGUCGUUACAUUUGUUCUAUCUGGGAUUCCGGUAUUUUUUUGGAGGAUACAGGGUCGGGACCAGGUCGCCAAGCGGGAGACUGGCUCCGGCAACGCAACGACGGGAUGGAAGUUCUGGAAACGAUGGCGGAAAUGA